AUGGCCUGGGGUCUUACUAGCCUCGGGGUGGCUCUCGCCAUCAUCCUCGCAGCUGGAGCAGCCCUGGCCAUCUACAGAAGAUACUGUUUCGGGUGGCAAUGGGGGGCCAGGAACAUCUGGAGUGUCUGCGAGGAGUGGAGGCAGAGACUAUCCUGGCUUUGGGCUCCUCGCGAGGAAAAGGUUGGUUUGGUCAAAGCUCAAAAUUCUACCGCACAGACGGUUCCCGGGCUUUAUAAGCAAGCCGGAAAUACGUCGCAGUAUCUUCUACACAGUGAGAGUGAUCUAAGGCUAAACGCUCAGGGAACUUUCACCCGAUUCGAGGCGGUGGACAGAGACCUUCACCCACCCCUGGGUGGCGGUAGCACAAUACCACCGCAACCAUUGCGACCGGCACCACAACCAAGGCCAAUGGCACGUCCUAGACCGUCUCCUCUACAGGCUCCAAGUGGAGCGGAUUACUUGAAGCUGCAGGAGGCAGGUCCGGGUCCUUUGACACCGCCCCCACAACCAAGAAGCAGCCAACACCCUCGGCCAUCGGGUCCCACCGGCUCGAGCCAGGGUCAGGUCUUUCUUUUCCAGACUGAGGCGAGUUCAACGUAUGGUCCCUUCGGACCGGUAAUGGAUCAGUCGGUUUCCGAGUUCGAGAGUUUCGCCUCGAGGGCAUCCGCGGAAAGCAUACAGAUGACACCUUACAAAGUGCAGAAUCAAGUGGAGACCAGGGUCCCGAACUGCCAUCAGUCCAGGUACGAGAUGCAGGAGAGCCAAAACAGGGUGGAAGCCUACGACAACACGGGUGGCCCAUUUAGACCGUUCGAUGUCAGCGAAGAGUCCUCCAAGGUCCGGUACAGUUUACAGGGGACCCUGCUGUCGGAUGGACUUAAUCGGACGUACGAGGAGAAUUAUACGACGACGGUCCCUUAUGGCAACUACGACAUAAUUCAGAGGAGCCACGGGACCACUCAGCAUCCCUCGAGGCACGUUAGGAACGAGUCCAGAGGGUCGCAGAACAGUUUCGGAGUAACGUCGUCCGCGAGCACCGUGGAUUCCAUUUACGGGCCCCAAAUCAUGUCGAAGAUCCUGCAGAGUGGUCCGAAACUCACGCCGGGCACUAACUCCGGGCAGAACGAGGCGCAGAAUAUAGAGAUGAUACCCUUCAAGAACUCCGUCGCUCUUCAAGACGUGGGUGUCGCUUAUGGAGCGCAUGCCAGUCCCUCUAAAAUUCCUACCGGUCUACAAAGGGUUUCCCAGUACGUGCAAAAUCUCCCGGAUAACCCGAUCUACGAAGCGAACAAUCAUCUCGCGUACCAAGAUCAGGAGACCACGAUGUUUCAUCGUCUCGACGACCCGACGAACUUGAUGAAGGAGUCUCAAGAUACCGCUUCUGGUCCGGUCCCACCACCCGCGCCUCCGGAUCCUCCAACUUCCGCUUCUCAGAUGCGGAAGAACGGUCCCACCACCGGGGAAAGAAUUUUCAAGGCUCUGAGAUCUGUAACCUCCCAGAGUUACAUCGAUGCUUCCGAAUUUUACAACUCCGUCAUAUCUUCGGCGCAACAAGUGCAGCGAUACGCGUUCCCCCCGAUCUCCAGGUCAUCUACCAUGGAAAACGCGAAUAAUAUGUCAAGUAUGAGCUCCGGAUCUUUACACAAUGAAGUUGCAGAGUUUUAUGAUGACAGAGAUGCUGAGUCGAUGGGUCAAGAUACCAACCAACGAAGUUCGGAUCUUUAUAGUCCUGAACUUAAUCUAGAAGCUCACAGGACUGCACAAGAGGUAUACAACAGUUUGCAAGAUCCACCGUCUUCGCCGUUGCUUCUGAAAGACCACAAUCAAGAGCCUUAUCCUUAUCUAAUGGAUCCUAGUUUCACGAGAACUUCAGAAGAUAUCUUCAAUAGUUUAGAACAUAGGAGAAAAAGUAUGGAAAGGAUUAAUGGAUACCAGGAUUUUAUAGACCUGGAUGCAUCUAACCCACCGAGAAGGCAAAGUAGUCAAGAUCUGUUCGCGGCUUUAGAGGAGGUCCAGUUAAAACGGAGAUUAUCGCAGUCAUUGGACGAAACGUGCUCGGGGUUUUCAAUAAUGGACAUUGGGGAUUUAUUUUCACCGAGUCGUCGCGAGUCUCAAGGAUCCGAAUUCGAGACGCCUGACGAGACAAACCUGAAGAGAGCGAUCAGCUGUGACAGCGUGUGCUCGGACACGAGCGUCGUCAUCGGUGAUCUUGAAAAAGCUCACAUCGUCGGCCACGUAUGUGUAGGACUAGAACACGAAAGAUGGGGAGCUAGAGGAGCUGACGGGGAAAGUGAUCUUACAGUUAGUAUAUUAGAAGCGAAGGAUCUCGUUGCUGCCGACAGUACCCCAGCUCAGGACACAUUCGCUAGGGUCUGCCUCCUCCCGGACAGGCAAACGCACGUGCAAACGAGAUUGUGUAGACGUUCUCCUUCGCCGAGCUAUCAGGAGAAAUUUUUAUUUCCUUUGGAUGGCGGUCCCGUUGGGAGAACUCUCCUCGUGGAGAUAUUUUCCGUGGAAACUAAUACCGGUGGUGGUGCGUCUCUUCUUGGAGAAGCGAGCUUAAAAUUGACGCCAACUCCGAGGCCAUCUGCGACAACCUGGCUUCCUCUAAUUGGCCCUAGUCUACCUGUCCCACACCUGGGAGAACUGUUAUUUUCCUUAAGUUACUUACCUACCGCCGAAAGACUUACUCUCGUCGUAGUAAAAGCUAGAAAUUUACGGGGAUCCAAUCCAAUACCUGGGGAUUUCUUCGUUAAGGUAUAUUUACUGCAACAAGGGAAAAAGUUGCAUAAAAAGAAAACGUCCGUGAAGAAGGGCGAGAAGAGUCCGAUUUUUAACGAGGCGAUAAUAUUCAACGUGCCAGCCCAUGCAUUACAGAACAUUCAACUGCGAUUGACAGUGGCAGAGGUGAUCGGUGAUGCAGGGACGAACUCAAAGACAUGCCCUAUCGGGCAUGUGAUAGUGGGUUCAUCAGGCACCGGAAAAUCAUUGGCUCACUGGAGGCAAAUGCUGGCAGCCUUAAGACGUCCGGUCGCUAUGUGGCAUCCACUUAGAAAAUGAUUUGCUGCCGGUGUCGAAGCGAUUUCGCUUUGCUGCUUUAUCGCGAAAACAUGGGUGAACAUGUCGGCUGCGAAGGAAGCAGACGUGUCACCGAAUUUUUUUAAUGUAUGCAAUCACUUUCCGACUGAAGAUAGGUCGACCUAUUUUAAGACUUCCUCCAAAUGCCGAGGAUCGAAGAAGAUAUCAUUUUAGUUAGAAUAGUUGAUAAUCCAAGGGUAAACUGACGCCUUGUUCCGACGCCGAAAAUCGAUUGGGAACCAAAAUUCAAUCUUGAGCAAGUUAAUUGUUUCUCUAGGGUCUUGUUCAGCUCAUAACGCACGGAGUUCGGGUGUUAAACAAAGACAUUACAUUCCGUGUCGCUGAAAGGUGAUACUUAAAUCCUAAUUACUAAUUUAUUAACGUAUUCGUGUAAAGCUUACUAUUAUGGGUGACCUGAUCAAUCUAUGCGAGCAUGAUGCAGAGAGACAAAGCGUGCUCCCUAGGAGGUCUCAUUUUUUACUACUCCUCCGCCUUCCGAAACGCCGCUGUGUUAUAAUGUGACAGCAAUUGUUUAUGAAUAUGACGAGUCAACUAUAUUUUCGAAAGAAAAAAAUGUCCGGA
This is a messenger RNA of Orussus abietinus, 3660 nucleotides long. RefSeq lists its product as uncharacterized. The transcript is spliced from 13 exons. Gene Ontology annotation, molecular function: phosphatidylserine binding; calcium ion binding; calcium-dependent phospholipid binding. The coding region runs from base 1 to 3060 and encodes 1019 amino acids. Lineage: Eukaryota; Metazoa; Arthropoda; Insecta; Hymenoptera; Orussidae. Gene Ontology annotation, biological process: regulation of dopamine secretion; regulation of calcium ion-dependent exocytosis; cellular response to calcium ion. The record is from RefSeq and is a predicted model, not a curated record.